GGAAAGGCUGAUCUCUGUAGUCUGGAGACCUGUCGUAAUUCCGGGAGAUCCCCAGGCCCUACCUGGAGGUUGGCCACCCCAGGAAAGUCGAGUUUCUCUCUGCGCGUGUGAAACUCAGCCGAGCUGGCCAGGGCUCUUCGGGAGCCAUUUCCUGCUCCUCCCCUCACCUGCCGGGAGGCAGGGCAGCCGCCGGGAGGGGCCCAACCAGCCCAGGUAAUCUCGUGCGCGCAGGCGGAGAAGUCCAGCCCCACCCUUGGCGCGGCUUACCUGCGCGGAGAGGGGGCAGGAGGCAGCCUCGCCGCCCGCGCGAAAGAAGCGAGGCGGAGGAGGAACGAGGGCCCGCUCGUCGGAGUCGCCUUUCGGGACCGGAUGCGGAGGCAGGGAUCCCGGGCGCGCCCGGCUUGGCUUCUCGGCGGUGCCCCGAGUGGCUCCCUUCGGCGCUCUCCGCGUUUGCUUUGCGCCCGGGGCGCGCCAGCCAUGGAGGUUAAAGGUUUCGCGUAGCCGUCGAGAGGCCGGCGCGUUUCUGCGCGGGGGAGAAAUAUUUUGAGAACUUUCUCCUCUCUCUUCUCCCCCCGCCCCCAAGAAGCAAAAAUGAAGGAUUACCGGCUUUCCGACGACGGGAAUAUGAGCCGCUACAAACCCCCGUCAGGGGCGCAGCCCAAGGCGUCGGGCCUGAAAUACACCAGUAAGAAAGAGGACAUGAACAACCUGGAGGAAGGGGUAGAGUUCCUCCCCACCAUGAAUGCUAAGAAGCUGGAGAAGAGUGACCCAAAGCGGUGGAUGGUGGUGGCUGCCAUCCUCGUGGUCUGCCUGAUUGCCUCCUUGUUGGUGGGAUUCUUGGUUUGGCACUUCAAAUACAGGAACGCCCCCGUGCAGAAGCUCUACAAUGGCCACCUUCGGUUCACAGGCGCUCGCUUCAUAGAUGCAUUUGAAAAUUCGAACUCCUCUGAAUUUGCUGACCUUGCUUGGAGUGUAAAGAAAAUGAUUAUAGAUAUCUAUAAAAAAAAUCCAGACGUUGGUCCAUUCCAUAAGGAAACGGUGAUCACCUCAUUCAGCGAGGGCAGUAUUAUCGCUUACUACUGGUCAGAGUUCAGUGUUCCUAAACUCCAAGCGGACACCCUCGACAAGGCCAUGGUAAACAUCCAGGCUUCAAAUCAAACGUUGAUCCAGACGUCAAGAAACCUCAGGUUGCAAGUCGAUACAAUCGUCGCUUUCUCUACCAAUCCGGAUGCAAUUAAGGCUUCACAGGAUAAUCGCUGCAAGUAUGCCUUGCAUGCAAAAGAAGGAUUGAUCACCAGCUUCACCACGCCGGGAUUUCCCAACAGCCAUUAUCCAUCUAAUGCACGAUGCCAGUGGGAGCUGAGAGCAGAUGUAGGCUCAGUCAUCAGUCUGACUUUCACGACGAUGGACAUGGAGCCAUGCAGCUUAGGCAGUGACUCGGUCACGGUCUAUGACACGCUGAGUCCCCUGGAACCUCAUGCAAUGGUCAAGCUGUGUGGCAGCUACAGUCUGUCCUACAACUUGACCUUUGUCUCCUCACAAAACGUUAUGCUGGUCAUGCUGAUCACGAAUGGCGAGGGGCGACACCCGGGCUUCAGGGCGGUGUUCUUCCAGAUGCCGAAAAUGAAAAGUUGUGGUGGGACUUUGAGAGGAACAUCAGGAAACUUCACCACUCCGUAUUUCCCAGGUCAUUAUCCUCCUAGAAUGAACUGUACGUGGAACAUAGAGGUUCCCACUGAUAGGAACGUGAAGGUGCGUUUCCACAACUUCUUCCUUGCGGAACCCGGUGUCUCAAUUGAUUCCUGCACUAAGGACUACGUGGAAGUCAACAAUGUAAAGCACUGUGGGUUGAAAAAGAUGUUUGUGGUAUCAAGUAAUAGCAACAAAGUUGCAGUCCAUUUCCAUUCAGAUCUUUCGUUUGUAGACAACGGUUUCUUUGCAGAGUUCCUGUCAUAUGAUUCUGGCGACCCUUGCCCAGGCAAAUUCACCUGCAAGACUGGCCGUUGUAUUGAGCUCAAGCGACGCUGUGAUGGUUGGAACGAUUGCACAGAUGCCAGCGAUGAGCUAAACUGCAACUGCACUGAGAAGCAGUUCCGCUGCAACAAUGGCUGGUGCAAGCCGAAAUUCUGGCUCUGUGACGGCGUGAAUGACUGUGGAGACAUGAGUGAUGAACUCCAUUGCCAAUGCCCGGCUGAUAACUUCAAGUGCAGCAAUGGCAAAUGCAUCCUGAAGUCCCAGAAAUGCAAUGGCAAAGAUGAAUGUGGCGAUGGCAGCGACGAAGGGGAUUGCAGCUCAGGUAAAGUAGUCACAGUCCCCUGCCAAGAAUACACUUACAAGUGCCGGAAUAAUCUGUGUGUGAGCAAGAAGAACCCCGAGUGUGAUGGCGUGAAGGACUGUAACGAUAACUCGGAUGAAGAAAACUGCAACUGUGGCACACGCAGCUUCAGCAAGAAGUCACGGAUUGUUGGCGGGCUCGAUGCCGAGGCAGGCGAGUGGCCGUGGCAGGUCAGCUUACACGCAGGAAGCGAAGGUCACGUCUGUGGAGCCUCUUUGAUAUCGCAAAAGUGGCUGGUUUCAGCGGCACACUGCUUUAACGAUGUCAAUGUCAGAUACUCUGAUCCUAAGACAUGGACAGCAUACAUGGGGCUUUUCAGCCAGCAAGACAGGGGCAAUGCCAAUGUUCAGAAACGGGGCAUCAAGAACAUCAUCUCCCACCCCAACUUCAAUGACUUUACCUAUGACUACGACAUCGCUGUUUUGGAACUGGAUAACCAAGUCGCUUUCACCAAGCAGGUGCAGCCCAUAUGCCUGCCUGAUGCCACGCACGAAUUCCCAGCUGGCAAGGUCAUCCAUGUGACCGGAUGGGGAGCUACAGUCGAAAAAGGUGUGGCCGCCGUCAUUUUGCAGAAGGCGGAAAUCCGGGUGAUCAACCAGACGAUUUGUGAGUCAUUGUUGCCCGGCCAGCUGACACCGCGCAUGAUGUGUGUUGGGAUCCUGGAGGGAGGAAUCGACGCUUGCCAGGGAGACUCUGGCGGGCCGCUUACCAGCAUUGAGCCGAAUGGCAGGAUGUUUCUGGCCGGUGUGGUGAGCUGGGGGGUUGGGUGCGCCCAACGGAACAAGCCUGGAGCCUACACCCGAGUCUCUCAGUUUCGGAAUUGGAUCAGAGAGAAGACGGGGGUGUAGGUGGUUGUCACAAUGGGGCGAUCCACACGUGCCUGAUUUCCCUGUAUCUGGGUCUGUCAAGCUGGUGGCUGUAGAUGUUCCCGCACGAUGUGAAGAGAAUUCUGCGUAGCUUGUUCACACCCUCCUUGAUUUUUUUUUUGAAGAAAUGAUGACUCUAGAUUUAUCAGUUAGAUGGACGGAGCCACCAGUUUGAGGACCCUUUCGCACUUCUGGCAAUGCUUCCCCUGCCUUUGUCUCCAAGGACUAUCAGUGAAUGUGAACUUGUUUCCUGGUGGGUUUGAAUCUGCAGAGGAGGACUGGCUACUCUGCAAUGCAAUCCUACCUCUGUGCAGGCCAUACCAGGCAAGGCCCAGCAGGCAUUGUGCUUUUGAAUGCCCGUCAGUGCCCACCAGUGAACCCAUGACCGAAAAGGCUGCCUUCAUUUAUUGAAACCAACAUGUGUGUGUGUUUCUGGAGACUGGAUGGAAUGUUAAUGGCCCUGUGGUUUUCUAAGUAAUCUUGUACAGCCGGCACCUGGGACCUGUUCUGUUUUUUCCUCUCCACACCCAGAAAAUUCCACCCUGUGCGUAUGAAUAUACCGACAUUGCUGCCCCCCCCCCCCCCCGCAAAAUUGCUGGUCAAAUGAAGGUGCUGUUCUUAUUCUGCCUGCUUUUCCCCAACCCACAAGCAUCCAAACAUGGAAUAUUCAGAGGAAACAUUCUGUAUCCUCUGUUGGGUGAACAAUUCGCUAACUUGGCUUUCUAAGGAUAAAUGGGCACAUCCAGCUUCGCUAAAGCAGUCUUUCGAGCAGGAUUAGUUCUCUUACUAUUUUAGUACUUGGGUUUGUUUUUUAAAAGUGUGUGUUGAUUUUUAUCUCUGCAGAUAAACCACACUGCGGUCAACGGGUGACAGAUUCUUGGUUACAGCCUUAUGCCCCACUCCCAGUUUUAAUGUUCUGUCCAGAAAUUCCUCCUCCAACCCUUCCAGUUCUUUCCCUAUAAAUCCCUUUUUAAAGAGAAUCUUUAGCAUCCAUUGUUAAACUUUGCCUGUAUGUUAGAUAAGAAUACCACUUGAAUUUAGUUCUUCUCCAUCUCUGAUUUGCUUAUGGCUGGACCAUAGAAAUCAAGGAGACCUGCAGCAGGCACCGUCCUUCAUGGAAAGAUCUCCUAUGCUGGGACAGUUCUUAAAACCUCUAGCCAAGGUCAUUGUUGCUUUUAGAGCAAACACAGGGCAUGCAACAGACCCUGUUGGUUUUUAACUUCAUAAACCUCCAAGGAUGUUUUUGUGAUGUUUUACUGUUAGAACCAAAGUUGUGGCUGUGGUGAUCUUACUAUGUAAGUCCCACGGAAAUUUGUGGGAAUUGAUCCUCCCAUGCAAGUGUGCUCUAUCUGAUGUUGCAGGUGAAUGAUGAUGUAUCUUGGUUAAAAGGGCCUGGUUGCCUUUUUAAAAGCUGGGUCAUAUACCUAAAGCUGGUUCUUUCAGUGUCAAUCCUCUUGAGCGAAGAGGGUAUUCGGUGCCUGCUGUGGAGACUUAAUGGCACUCCAGCCCAUGGAAUCUCCAGGUUGCACAGCCUUUGUGCAACAUUGCAGGUCUUGGCUGUGCCUUUGAGUUUUGGCCCAUUGACUGUACCAUACUACCGAAUCCUGAGGAAGGCAUGCUGGGAUAUGUAGUCUCCAAGGGUUCAUCUAAUUGUUCCAGUGAAUGUGUAAUACAUUUGGACACUUUAACUCACGUGAAGGGUUAGGUAAGCAUCACAGGACUGGGCUUUGUGGACUGCACACCCGAGACAAUGUUUGCACUUUAAAUUCCUUCUCUUCUUUCCCCACCUCCCCUUUUUUAUAUAAGGGUGAUACAGGUAGAUUAUCUAUGUGUAGGGGGUAGGUAGGUAGAUCUGAGAGUUAGGAGGGGAGAUUGAAUACGCAAAUGAAUGUAGGAAAUGAGUGAAUUUUCUGCCCCGUUGCGGGUCAGAUUGGCAUUGCCACAAUGUGCCUUAAUAUAUAGCCUUGUUAAAUGUAUGCAGUUCUUUGGCAUCUCCUUCAGCUGUGCCUUCCUGCGUCGAAAGCGGCUUUCUUAUUAUAAGGGAUGCUUUUAGUGGUGUAGUACUGAACUUUCAUUUCAUGGAAGGAUGACGUAAAAGUUAUUCACUGUCUGGGUCUGCUGAGUUGAAAUAUUUUUUAUGAACAGUUUUGGAGCCCUCUCAAUAAGUGUUGAUGAGAAUUUUUGGCUAAAAGAACUCCAAAAUAUGUAGGUGGCUGAGGUUGGAUAGGAUGAGGCAAUACGGAUAAAUCAAACACCUUCUCUGGGCUAUUUUCGCUGACUUUCAGUGUGUGUAAAUGGUAGAGUUGAUCUCUGCGAUGCUUACUUUUCCCACAGAGGAGGGAGAGGGUGGGUGAAAUCUUCCCAGUCAAACUCUGCCACUCUGACUCUAAUUCCACACUUCCUAUUUCUCCUAUUGUUGGAUUUGAAAUAGUGGGUUUGAGAACAGAUGCCCGAGCCAAGAAGGAACAGUUUCCAGAACAGGGGAAGUACUUAUGUUUUAAAAGUGCGUUUACUAAAUAGUUUAAGGGGUGCUUCAGUAUGCCUUUUCUUUGUAAAAUUAAGCAAAUUGGCAAGGAUGGAUACAUGAGGGAUUUCUUCUGCUUCCCCCACUGAUAAUUUAUCUAUUUUAUUUUUUUAAAGAAAUGCUGCGAAAUUGUUUUGAAUGAGCUGACUCCUCCUUGUUUCCUGGUUUGCGUGUGUGUAUCUUUGUACAUUGUAUCUUUUUUUUUAAAAAAACACACUGUAAAUAUACUUGAAUGAAUGAAACUAUUCACCGUGAUUUCCCCUUUUUGUCAAGGUUUGAAUGAAAUGGAGACAUCUGAAGAUUUUUUUUAAAAAAAUCUGUAUUAAACCAGAAUUUU
Messenger RNA from Eublepharis macularius, 6062 nucleotides. RefSeq names its product ST14 transmembrane serine protease matriptase (gene ST14). Lineage: Eukaryota; Metazoa; Chordata; Lepidosauria; Squamata; Eublepharidae. The coding region runs from base 592 to 3183 and encodes 863 amino acids. The record is from RefSeq and is a predicted model, not a curated record. Gene Ontology annotation, molecular function: protein binding; serine-type endopeptidase activity. The transcript has 19 exons. Gene Ontology annotation, biological process: proteolysis; acrosome reaction. Gene Ontology annotation, cellular component: membrane.